GAGGUGUGGUUAGAAAGGUGGAUUGAGGAAGCAAUAAUGCAACGUGACCUUUGCCCAAAUCCUGUUGUGCACAUAUCCACUCUUAUCCUCGUUUCCCAGAUCACGCUGCACUUUCAGAAGCAGAAACAUCUGACCAUGAUUUCUGGGACUUUAUUUGUGCUUGUACUGCUGUGUGGAGUAGAAGCUGGCAAGGUUUUGGUGUUGCCAGGCGAGUACAGUCACUGGCACAACAUGCGUGCGAUCAUUGACGCGCUGGUCGAUCGUAACCACAGUGUGACUGUUCUGGUCAGUUCUUCAUCACCUACUGUACCGCACACACGGAAGGAGCGGUUCGAUUUUAUCGUGUAUAAAGUCAACACGAAGAAAGAAGAGGCUGAUUCUGUGUUGAGAGAUAUGAUUCAUCUCGGGACAAAUGACACAGCCACCAAAUACAAGGGAGACUUCAUGUUCUGGCGAGUUUUUUCCAACUUUAUGGCGUUCCUUACGGAUAUAUCCAAGGGCAUGUUUCAUGAGGAUCUUCUACACACGCUUCGGGAAUCUCAUUAUGAUGUGCUUUUAUCUGAUCCGAUGAUGCUAUUCCCUGACUUGAUGGCACAGAAGCUGAAUAUCCCGCACGUCCUCUCGACGCGCGGAACGUUCGCGUACAUCGCCGAGCGGCUUUGUGGUCAGAUGCCUGCGCCGCCAUCCUACGUUCCUGCGCUCGCUUUGCGAGAUUACCUCACGGAUCAUAUGAGCUUCACAGAGAGAGUUGAAAACAUGCUCCUCUACAUCAUACAUACAUCUAUACUUCCAUUGGGCAUGAAGUUUACUAUAGAUAAAAUCUACACUGAAAUAUUGGGCACACCUACAACAAUGUGUGAGACCAUGGGAAAAGCCGACAUCUGGUUGAUUAGAACUUACUGGGAUUUCGAGUAUCCACGUCCACUCCUGCCUAAUUUUAAAUUUGUUGGAGGACUACAGUGCAAACCAGCCAAGCCUCUGUCAAAGGAUCUGGAGGAGUUUGUUCAGAGCUCAGGAGAUCAUGGCAUCGUUGUCUUCUCACUGGGUUCCAUGUUGGGCAACCUGACAUUAGAAAGAGCAAACACUAUUGCUUCUGCUCUUGGUCAAAUCCCACAAAAGGUUGUUUGGCGUUAUAAUGGGAAAACACCAGAAACUCUCGCCCCCAAUACAAAACUCUAUGACUGGAUCCCACAGACUGAUUUGCUUGGACAUCCAAAAACAAAGGCCUUCAUAACCCACGGUGGGACAAAUGGAGUGUAUGAGGCUAUUUAUCAUGGUGUCCCAAUGGUGGGCUUGCCACUGUGGGGUGACCAGCCUGAUAAUCUAAUGCACAUGAAAACCAAAGGAGCUGCUGUUGUUCUUAAUAUCGACUCAAUGCUGUCCAAAGACCUGGUGGAUGUUCUCAAGACUAUCAUAAAUAAUCCAUCGUACAAGGAGAGCAUCAUGAGACUGUCCAGAAUCCACCAUGAUCAGCCGAUGAAGCCUUUGGACCGGGCAGUUUACUGGAUCGAAUUUGUGAUGCGGCAUAAAGGAGCUAAACAUCUACGAGUUCAGGCACAUGAUCUGAGCUGGUUUCAGUACCACUGCCUGGAUGUAGUGGCCUUCUUACUCUCAAUCGUUGCACUCAUCACAUUCCUCUUCAUUAAAACAUGCCGUUGCCUUUUCCGUAAAUGUUUCAGAAAGACUCGUCCUGAUGCCAAAGCGCAAAACCGUAAAAAAGAGUGAAUGCAAAGUAGGUUAGCACAGAGCAGAUCCCAAUUCCAGACCAGUCUCAACAGUACAACUAUCAUAAACAUGGAUUAAAUAAGAAAAAAGGACACAAUCAGUGCAACCAAAAUAUGUUUAUUUUCAUAUUAAACAUUGCAACAUUAAUUUAUCAUUUAGUUUGGGGCUUUUGAAUUUGACAGGUUAGAUUAAGUAAAUUUGGUAAUAAAAUAUAAAUACACGUGAAUGUAUUAUACAUAUUAAAGGAAAGUAUGGCAAGUUAUAUUUGCUUACAGACGUAAAUCAAACUUUAAACUCCUCUAAUGUGCACAACUUGUUUCACCUGAGUUUGAUGACGUUGAAGGGUGCUGCAAAUAAGUGCAUCAACAGAUAUCCUGUUCUUAGGGAGUAGCAGUGAACACUGAAUGAUUUUUAAUCAUUUUUGUCAUUAAAACUUUUGACUGCUUUUUUAUAUUUAUAAGUGCAUUAAAGCUGACACAUAUAUGCCUGUAUAAUUUGAAAAGAUUCUUAUUUUGUGAAAAUAAAAUGUAUCUGAUAGUAAAGUGUUAAUAGAUAUUUCUGUCAGUAUCAUCACAUUAGGCAAUAUUAGGACUUUUUUUUUUUUUUUUGGCAAAUAAGCAGACAUUAUUCUUUCAAGAUGUAGGGCUGUGUAAUGUAUGCAGCUUUUUUAAGCAUUUGAGUAGAGACAAAAUAAAGCAUAUUGUUAAAGCAUGCAGUGGCUGACAACCCACCAGGGAACAAAGAUCAUUCCCCCAAAGAACAGCAUUUAUUCAAAAUAGAAAUCUUUUUAAACAAUAUACACUACUGUUCAAAAGUUUGGGGUCAGUGAUUUUUUUUUAAUGAGAAUCCUUUAUUCAGGAUGGAUGUGUAAAAAUGUAAAUGUGUAAAAAAUGAAAAGUCACAGUAAAAA
Molecule: messenger RNA, 2635 nt
Organism: Carassius carassius (crucian carp)
Lineage: Eukaryota; Metazoa; Chordata; Actinopteri; Cypriniformes; Cyprinidae
Product: UDP-glucuronosyltransferase 2A1-like
Exons: 6
Coding region: 37-1725 (562 amino acids)
Molecular function (GO): UDP-glycosyltransferase activity
Source: RefSeq, a predicted model, not a curated record